Messenger RNA from Harpegnathos saltator (Jerdon's jumping ant), 903 nucleotides. RefSeq names its product 6-pyruvoyl tetrahydrobiopterin synthase purple (gene purple). The transcript is spliced from 4 exons. Gene Ontology annotation, molecular function: 6-pyruvoyltetrahydropterin synthase activity. Lineage: Eukaryota; Metazoa; Arthropoda; Insecta; Hymenoptera; Formicidae. Bases 214 to 627 code for a protein of 137 amino acids. Gene Ontology annotation, biological process: tetrahydrobiopterin biosynthetic process. The record is from RefSeq and is a predicted model, not a curated record. Gene Ontology annotation, cellular component: mitochondrion.
UUUGGUCUUACCCACAAUAUGGGAAUCGCGAUUUGUUCAGUAACAUUUACAUUGACAAUUCCACGCACUAUGACAUUAGUGACACCAAAUACUACAGAAUGAUAUGCACGAGAAGAAAAUCAGGAAACUAAUUGCAGAAAUUGUGACGGUGCAAUCUUAUUAAUUCUCAUUAAAUCGAAAUCUUGUUCACAUCGUUGUCAACAUCUCACAAACAUGCCGAUUGCGUAUUUGACACGAAAAGAAACGAUAUCCUGUUCUCAUCGUUUACACAAUGAACACUUGAGUGAGCAGGACAACAAAUUAAUAUACGGAAAAUGUAACAAUUUUUGGGGACAUGGUCAUAAUUAUACGGUGGAAAUAACUAUUCGUGGACCUGUUGAUUCAACAACAGGCAUGGUUAUGAACUUAUCAGAUUUAAAAGUGUACGUGCAAAAAGUAUUGGGUCAAAUGGAUCAUAAAAACUUAGAUAAAGAUGUGGAUUAUUUCAAAAGUGUAGUAUCGACAACUGAAAAUGUUGCUAUUUACAUAUUUACAGAAAUGAAAAAACUGAUGCCAAAACCCGAAUUAUUAUAUGAAAUUAAAGUCUGUGAAACUGACAAAAAUAUCGUAUCUUAUAGAGGAGAAUAAUUAUCUCCUUUUGCUGAGAAUUGAAAAUUUAAUUUUUUUUAACCGAAUUACAUAACUGUACAGGUCAUUAUAUAAUUGAUACUCGUUUAGCAUAUUUAUUAUAUUUAUAUGUUAUACAAUAUGCGAUUAAGUAAUUAUAAAUAUCUUGCGCAAAACCACAUGUCAGUACAUACAGAUUUUAACAUUCCAAUUUUAUUGGAAUUUAACAUUUUACUAAUAUAAUAGGGAAUAAUUGUUUACUCAGUAUAUUGUUCCUUUUCUUUCUUCUAUAAUUAU